This is a messenger RNA of Chondrus crispus (carragheen), 4263 nucleotides long. RefSeq lists its product as hypothetical. Gene Ontology annotation, molecular function: protein binding. The record is from RefSeq and is a predicted model, not a curated record. Lineage: Eukaryota; Rhodophyta; Florideophyceae; Gigartinales; Gigartinaceae. The transcript has 2 exons. Bases 1 to 4224 code for a protein of 1407 amino acids.
AUGUCCAAGUACCAUGGUCUCACCUCAUCUGAGCCCUUGGUCCCUGUCAACAUUGCGCCCGACGAUCACUCUCCUUCUCCGUCAGUGCCUGCUGAACCUGCGGAGAGCCCUAACGCCGGUCGUGCUCGCUUCCAGUCGGCCACUCCACGUCCGGGUGUCGAAGCCAUCUUGCGUCGUGACAAUCCCCAUGCCUCCCAUGGUCUGGCUGCCAACCCCCCGGCGGAGACACCGACAUCAGCCGGCACUCCAUCCAAGAAGACAGCUCACGUCACGCAAGCUGGCCGCGAUUUCUGGUCUGGGUCAGCAGUUCUCGCUGCCGCAGAGCGUCCAAACGCCACUGCAACUUCCUCCGAGCGUCGCCCCUUGCCCCUAAAGCCUCGCUCGGUGGCUGUUGAUCGUGCCUCGUCUCCGAACGGACAUGCAAACGAGAAACCGGCGCAGCCUUACUGGAGUCGCAGCAACUCACGUGCCGGUGCGGACUUCAAGUCGAAUUGGCGCGGUGGUGCAACUGCCAAUCCCUCCGUCGCUUCUGGAGGCGUCAAGUAUCCCGGUGCCUCAGCGGAUGAUGUAUCACCGGCCGACCGUGGCCCUGGGUCACAGUCACAGAACCCGAGGAAGGCUGCUGGCGACCUGGCUCCGUCUUCUCAGCAUCCUUCUCACGGUGCCAUCGCAGGGGCGGGCCGUUCCGCCCAUGCGCGAGAGGGUGGAUUGUUCAGCCGGAACAACAAAGAUGCUUUGAAGCCUACGAAUACUCGCGACCUAAGCGCUCUUGCGAAGGGUUCGAGCAGAGACCCCGCAGCUGCCCCGAAUUUGCAGCAUCACGAUCGCGAUAUGCGUGAAGCUCGUCAUCACGGAACUGGCAGCCAGCAGGCGAAGACGCAUGCAGAGAUGUUGGCCGACGAAGAGAAGUCAUGGUUUUAUCGCGAUCCACAGGGUAAUAUCCAAGGGCCGUUCAGCUCAUCCCAGCUCAUUCAGUGGGAGAAAGACGGCUAUUACGAUGCAGAGCUUCCUGUAAGCAAAUCACGUGAGCAUGGUUUUAAGCCGCUUGCAAUCGCCUUCGGAAUGCGAAAGGAGGAAGUGCAGGCCGCCUCUCCGCCCCCUGGUUUCGUAAACAGCUCUGCGGCUCCGAAGAACGAUGGGCCGAGAUCUUCGUCUCCGAUGUCUAUGCGUCCAUCUCGAGAGGAGCAAAAUAGGCGCGGCACACGAACUGUCGAGGAAAUGGCUCAAGAAGUUGAGAUGAUGCGUUUACAAGCUCGCAAUAAGCGACUGGUAGAUGCCGGGAACGCAGAAACUGUAAAGGGUUCCGCUGGAAAAGAAAGCUCCUUCUUCGACUCUCAUGAUGGGACAGCUAAUCAGGCCAACGGCCACUCAGUAGCUCAGGAGGCGUCGGGGGGCAGAGUGGCAGACGUGAAUAAAGCGGAUGAAGUGAAAGAAGCCCCUAUUACUAACAAGGGUGAAGUUGCUGUGGCACCUGCGGUCGGAGCACUCUCCUCGAAAGAAGCGCAUGACUCCGACCCUCCGAUUUCACAGAGUCGAUUCGCAUCUUUCAUGGGGCAGGGAAAUGACUCACGGGAGGACAAGUCUCAAGAAGUUUCUCGAAGUGAUUUGGGCAACCAGCAAGUGACAUCUACAUCUCAGCGACAGGGCCAUUAUCCAGCAGACGAGCAGCCUGCCAAGGAUAGUAAUAGGUUGGGGCUAGGCGAAAGUGCUGCAGGAACCGCUCGCACGGUGGACCCACCUUCUCCAGAUCCUCGAGUGGCUACGGCCUGGACAUCGAUGAUCGUGGGCCUACAGCAGCAGCAGCAGCCUCAUGAGGUGAUGCCUGCGCAACCAACCAAACCUGCUAAUGCGUCUGAGCAAGAUCUUAUGGCCAUUGACCCAGCCAUUGCUCAUGCAUCAUUUUCUCAAUCUUCGAUUAAGACUCCAUCCCCUCCAUCGCCUCGGGUGAGUGCGAACGAACUUCCACCGUGGCUACACUUGAGCAGUGGACUAGACACUGGCAAGGAGAAGCAAGUGCAUGAUGCCCUUCAGGACUCUACGACAUUGCCGGUCCAGCAAAGCCUGCAUGUUCCCCCAAGUACUCAUUUCACCGCCCAUGAACAAGCUCAAAUGCAAGCCCAAGUUCAAGCCCAAGCUCAGGCUAGAGCUCAAGCAGAGGCGCGGGCCCACGCCGAGCUACUCCGCCAGGCUCAGCUACACGCGAGACAACUUCAGGCACACCAACAAGCUCAGGCACACCAACAAGCGCAAGCACGAGCCGCACAACAGGCGUCUGCCCUUGCACAGGCGCAAGCCAGAGUAAACCCCCAAGAGCAACAGUGGAUAUUGAGGCACCGAUUGACGCAGCUGCAGGCAACGUACGACGGAACUUAUCGAGCUCAUCUUGAAACCACCAGAUCUAUGCAGGCCGCGCAAGCUGCAGUUUCGUCAUCACUACCAGGCACGCCUGACAAUCAGAAUGCGAGGGCUAUUCAUGCCAGAUUAUCUACAGUGCUGAAGGAACAGGCGCUGCAGCUGGCUCGUAUCAAGAGUGCGGCUGAGUCUACCCAUCUUCUCCUGCAGCAUUCAGUGGCAGCUGUACAGGGGCAACAACAUCAAGGACAGGGGCAAGGUUCAAUUCCAUCUCCGACUGCGACAGGAAACGUGUCUCCUCACAGUCUCACUCAGGUCGAGGCACACUCGCCGAAACAGACUUUUGAAAGCUCCAUCCCACCGGCCAGUUCCCCUUCUCCUGUUCACACGCCUGAGAUCCCACUAUCUGCACCUGCAGAUCGCAAGACUUAUGGAAACUCUGUACCGGACAAGCCCGGGAGUCCCCUGGACACUCGGAGAGACCUGAGCGCCACAUAUGAGACUCUGGAUAUGGAUGAGCAAGGGGGAUGGGAAACCGUGACAAGAAAGGCCCAAGGGCCAGCUGGGGAAAUGCAGGAAAACCAGACAGAUACUGCCAUCACAGAGUCUCUGCGAACGAACGAAGCUGAUACUCAGCAGGUGAAGGACGGUCUAGAGGUCAACGCACGCAGGGUCACGGAAGGGGCUCAGACCGGAAACCUAGCUUUCCAGCCAGAGGCGGAGCGGAGAUCUUUGGAAGCAACUGAGGAUGAGUCACAUGAUGUUCUCAGUGAUGCAGGGAAACCAGCGAAGAGUGUCAUUGACACAACUCCAACAAUUGCACCAUGGAGUAAAACAAACGCCGAGCAGGGCUCUGGAAACGGACUCAGCCUUCGAGAGAUCCAGAGACAGGAGGAACUACGGAGAAAGGCCGACGAGAAAACAGCUGUAGCUCAGCACGAGCGCGAUGAAACUGCGAAGGCAGUCGCUGCUCGCUGGAAUGUGAGUGGACAGCCAUGGGGGGGUGCCCGUGACCCCUCAAAACAGCAAUCCCUGAGCUUUAAAGAAAAGAUGAGGCUGGAAGAAGAGCAAAAGAAGAAAGCUGCAGGGCUUACCCGCAAUACAGGGCUUCCGGUUCAAACUCAAGCACCGGUGGGAGGUAGUCGCCCCUUAACCACAAAAACUGGAUGGGCCAGCCUCGUGGCAAAGAAUAGCAGACCUCCGCCACCAGUCAGGAAACCUGUUGCUCCAGUCGUCCAUAAGCGUUCUGAGGACGACGCGCCUUUCUGGGAGACAGUCGGUGCGCCGUCUAAUUCGGCAGUGCCGAAUUCCGGCCGUUCUGGGAAACAGAGUUUUGCCGACCGAGUCUCUCAAUCCACACAUGCAACUGCGCCCUCUCGCCCUUCCGCAGCGAAGGCCCCAGUUGCACCACCAUCAGGGACGAGAAAAAUUGCGACCCAUGCAAAAGCAAGCAAGAUCGAAGAAAGAGACACCUCACCAGCCAGGGAGAAUACCGUCAUUGGACGCCGUGUGAGCAACGAAUUUGCAAAGUGGUGCAGUGAGUCUCUAAAGCAACUGACUGGCAACAAGAUACAAGAUACAGUCAUGUUCGACUAUUUAGUUGCUAUUAAGUCUCCAUCCGAGGUCAGGGACACGAUUUUGCAAAACCUCGGUGCGAACGACAAAACCCGAUCCUUCGCAGACGAGUUUAUUCGCCGUCUCGAGUUCGAGCGGAGUAGCGUAGUCGCGGAUGCUGGUAGUGGAGGCGCCGGUAACAGGAAGAAGGGUCGCAGGCAUCGCACCGCAAAAGUAGAUCCAAGUCUCGUACUUGGGUUUACGUCGACGAGCUCAAGAAUUAUGCAAGGAACGAUUGAGACUCCAGAGAUGAAAUAACUAGUUAACUCGAAAGUAUAAACCGUCCAUUUUCGUGAA